AAAUAUCAAAUUCGACCAAUCAAAGCAGGAACGGUCAUCAUCUCCCAAUCUCGUUUCGCUGAUCUACUUACCGGAUAGUGGUAUAAUUAGCACGAAUGCCAUCGUCUUACGUCCACCAAGUUUGCCUCUCACCCACGCCUAUUCUCUACCAAUAUGACCGUAGUCUCCAAUGAUCCCACUUUGUGGUCGUCCAUCAAUGCAUAUAGUUUGAGCAGCUAUUUUGUAGUCGCCGCCUUUGCUGCAGUGAUGUAUGAUUGGUCACUUACAUUCGGACAAGAGGUGGAAUUGAUCUGGAGACAACGAUGGUCCCUGAUGACAGUUAUGUAUCUCAGUGCGCGUUACCUUGGAAUGUUAUACGCUGCCCUGGCCAUUCUGGGUAUGCUAUAUUAUGUUCAUUAUGUGGAAUUGGAUAGGUGUUGUGGUAUUUGCGCUGCUGUGGGUCAUCAUCAUCACUCGGUUGCAUGCCAUGUAUCAAGGAUCCAGAAAGUGGCCUCCAUAAUCACAACGAUGCAUACUUCAGGGGAGGAACACAUUCUCUCCGGCACUUAUCAGUGCCAGACUAGUAACUAUACAGGAGAUCUCAUAAUUAUAACUUCCAUUGCUUGGAUACUCGGAAUUGUGUGGGAGGUCAUCGCACUAUGUCUCGCAGUCUGGAUUGUGGUAAAACACUUCCGUGAAUUGAGACAACAUUCGACAGGAGGGAUUAUGGAGGACUGUUUCACGGUGUUGAUGAAAACUCACGUGCUUUACUUUGCGAGCUUUGUUGCUGUUUCUUGCUUUGAGAUGAUUGUUAAUUUAUCUCCAACAUUGUCAAUGGCCAUUUCCCUGGACGCUCAGAUUAUCUAUGGGUUCCUUCAGAUUUCGCAGGUCGUGCAGAUGUUUGUGUUGGGACCGCGCCUGAUCCUUGGUAUUCGGGAAUACCACGCCAAGCUCGUGGCCGAUUCUGAUGUAGCAACUGUGGUGUGUGAUACUCGGUGCAGUCAACGAUUGUCUAGUACCCUCCAAAGAGCAGGGGAAUUUGCUUUUAUUUAAUCUCACUUUCUUGCAGUAUUGAUCGAAGUUAUUUGGUGUUCCAAA
Molecule: messenger RNA, 1077 nt
Organism: Suillus plorans
Lineage: Eukaryota; Fungi; Basidiomycota; Agaricomycetes; Boletales; Suillaceae
Exons: 14
Coding region: 154-1032 (292 amino acids)
Source: RefSeq, a predicted model, not a curated record